Molecule: messenger RNA, 462 nt
Organism: Loxodonta africana (African savanna elephant)
Lineage: Eukaryota; Metazoa; Chordata; Mammalia; Proboscidea; Elephantidae
Gene: SNRPF
Product: small nuclear ribonucleoprotein polypeptide F
Exons: 4
Coding region: 132-392 (86 amino acids)
Biological process (GO): spliceosomal snRNP assembly; mRNA splicing, via spliceosome
Cellular component (GO): catalytic step 2 spliceosome; U1 snRNP; pICln-Sm protein complex
Molecular function (GO): RNA binding
Source: RefSeq, a predicted model, not a curated record
CACGCUGCUUUUUGGCGGCCAUUUCUCUCGGAGUGCCGCGACUCCGGGCCUAGAGCGGCUGCUUCGAUCACGAGGGACGGACAACAGCUGGGUCGGCGGCGAGGAUCCUACACCAUUCACCCGUAGUCACGAUGAGUUUACCCCUCAAUCCCAAACCUUUCCUGAACGGAUUAACAGGAAAGCCAGUGAUGGUGAAACUUAAGUGGGGAAUGGAGUACAAGGGCUACCUCGUAUCUGUAGAUGGCUAUAUGAACAUGCAGCUUGCAAAUACAGAAGAAUACAUAGAUGGAGCAUUGUCUGGACAUUUGGGUGAAGUUUUAAUAAGGUGUAAUAAUGUCCUUUAUAUCAGAGGUGUUGAAGAAGAGGAAGAAGAUGGGGAAAUGAGAGAAUAGCAUCUUUUUGUGGGGGAUUUUUUUUUUAUAUAUAUAUAUUUCUAGACAAUAAAGAUUUGUUUGUUUUUCA